Molecule: messenger RNA, 852 nt
Organism: Dipodomys ordii (Ord's kangaroo rat)
Lineage: Eukaryota; Metazoa; Chordata; Mammalia; Rodentia; Heteromyidae
Gene: Eva1b
Product: eva-1 homolog B (C. elegans)
Exons: 2
Coding region: 47-544 (165 amino acids)
Source: RefSeq, a predicted model, not a curated record
ACCUGGCCGCUCCCGCAGGCUGGCGGGGCGCUGCCCCCCGCGCGGCAUGGAUGCCCCGCGCCGGGACAUGGAGCUGCUCAGCAACAGCCUGGCGGCCUACGCGCACAUCCGCGCCAACCCUGAAAGCUUUGGCCUCUACUUCGUGCUGGGCGUCUGCUUCGGCCUGCUGCUCACUCUGUGCCUGCUGGUCAUCAGCAUCUCCUGCGCACCCCGCCCGCGCCCUCGGGGCCCCGCUCUGCGCAGGGACCCUCGCAGCAGCACCCUGGAACCCGAAGACGAGGACGACGAGGAGGAAGACACGGUGACCAGGCUGGGCCCCGACGACACGCUGCCGGGCGCCGAGCUGUCGGCUGAGGCCGAGGGGCCGCUCAGCGUCAACGUGUUCACGUCCGCCGAGGAGCUGGAGCGCGCGCAGAGGCUGGAGGAGCGGGAGCGGAUCCUGCGGGAGAUCUGGCGCACCGGGCAGCCGGAUCUGCUGGGCACUGGCACGUUGGGGCCCUGCCCCACGGGCACGGGCACACUGGGUCGCAUGCACUAUUACUGACGCCCGGCCCAGCUUCCAAGGGGCUCUGGAGUACUGGACAUGUAUCAGAGCCCAGAGCUGGUGGCCCCAGGACUUUUGGACUUGCCUGGGUUCCUGAAUUCCCCUGGUGCUAUUUGGAUAUAGACUGCCACUUUCUGCGAGGCACCCAUCCCGGGUGGGAGCGGGAGGAGGAUGCAAGGUCCCCACCUUCUCUUCCCCGGGAACGAUGAUGUGACCAAUGAAAGUAGCGUUCUCAAUGACUGUCUCUCCCUCUGUUGCCUUUGCCCCCAAUGGGUCCCCAGGCUCCUGCCACGCAGCUAGGCCUUACU